AUGUCUCGUCAAACAUCAAGACUCGAUGCUAAGAAAGUGAAUUCGGAACUAUUAACUCUCACAUACGGAGCCCUUGUUUCGCAAAUGUUGAAAGAAAUAGAUAAUCCAGAUGACGUUAAUAAGCAGUUAGAGAGAAUUGGUUACAAUAUGGGCGUACGACUCAUUGAAGAUUUCUUGGCACGCACUGGAUCCAACCGGUGUAUGGAAAUGAGGGAAACUGCUGAUAAGAUACAACAGGCUUUCAGAUUAUAUAUUAAUAUGCAGCCCACAGUGACAAGUUGGAGUAGUUCUGGUGAUGAAUUCUCUCUAGUCUGGGACCAGUGUCCCCUGAGUGAAUGGGUGGAAAUGCCAAACAAUGGGCUCAAAUAUUGCGCUCUGAUUCCAGGUGCAAUUAGAGGUGCUUUACAAAUGGUUCAACUUGAUGUGCAGUGCUGGUUUAUACAGGAUCAAUUAAAAGGUGAUCCAGUGACAGAGCUCCGCAUUAAAUAUAUCAAACGCCUGGAAGAUGCGGUACCAGCUGGAGAAGAUUAA
Molecule: messenger RNA, 531 nt
Organism: Leptosia nina
Lineage: Eukaryota; Metazoa; Arthropoda; Insecta; Lepidoptera; Pieridae
Source: the annotation of a GenBank genome assembly